AUGGCCGCUGUUGUCAUCCCAAGUCCGUCCAGCGAGGGCGGACGCGACUUUCCAUCUCCUUCGCAAUCGCCUACACCUGCUACAAGCCACCCACCGUCCUCAUUUGAUCCCUCUCGCAUUCCAAGUGGCAAUAAUAGUACAAGUGGAGUCAAUUCAAGUCCUGGAUCUACGAGUCCAAGCAACGUCGCCAACGUGCUAAACACACGGCCCACAUAUGACAGAAGUACAAGCCAACUUGGAAGGUACGACUCGAAAAGGAGUAGUAUGAUCUCCAACACGUCCUUUCAAACUGCGCCCCUCGUCGCUGGAUCCGCAUAUGGUGGAGGGAGCGUUUAUGGAACUGCUGACGGAGGGAGUUCUCGAGAAUCAUUGGAUACCGUGCAGGGAUACGUCUAUGAAGCCCCGAAUACCCCAGGUGUCCCUCCGGUCAUCCAUGCCACUGGUCCCGUCAAUGAAGGGUUCCUGAACAAUCUUUUGCACCCCAAAUCUGCAGCAGCUGCACCACUGGAUGGCACCGAGUCCAGCCCAAGCAAGACGAUCCGCCCAGGCACCAGCGACGGCAAUAAUCACACCUCGAAUCCCGGAAACGAUUUGCCUGCACAUCUGGUUACGGGGCCAUCGCCGAUCGACGUUGAUUCUGCAAAAGUCAAAGCCGCAGUCGCCGCGUUUGCGAAUGGUGUUUCGAAUCCAGAGUCGCAACCCAUACCCGUACCAGGUACACCACCACGGAAAGCCAAUAUUUUCCUGGAUACAAAUACGAUUCACUCUAGUCCAUCCCAUAGUCCGAGCGUCUCUCGUCCGGACGGCGUUGGAAUCCAUUCUGCGAUUGAGGAGGCGCAAGCCGCUGAAUCCGCGCCUGAAGGUGCCGAUUCUACGUCGGCUCCAGGUACCCAGAAUACUGCUGCUGGCUCGAGGACUCAGAGUCGAUCUGGGUCCUUGCUCCAUCCGUCGUCGGCUUUGAGUGCCAAUGCGAAUACCCAGACGACUACCGGCGGUCCCUCGUCAGUCAAACCGACGAGACGAAAUACGACUGGCUCGACAGGUAUGGUAUCCAAGUCGAAAGCUGGCUCGUCCACGGUGGCCAUGUCUUCUACGACCACUGGUGUUGUUGCCUCGACUACGGUCCUUGAGGGAUGGGAUCUCGCUCUUGAUGAAGAUAUGCGAAAGCAAGCGGAGCAUAUCAGAAGAGAGCGGAAGCGCCGAGAGGAAGAGGCCGAAGAAGAGGAGAAAUACCUACCCGGUGGUCGAGACAGGCGAGAAGGAAAGGGCAAAGAGAAGGGCCACUCCCGUAGCGGGAGCGUCGGCGGUCGUAGUGUGGGUGGUAGAAGUGCUGGUGGUAAGAGCUUGGAUGAGUGGAGACCUGUUGUUGGCAAUGUUGUUGGCGAGGGACACGUGAAUUACAUCCUCAUGUACAACAUGCUUACUGGCAUUCGUGUCGCGGUCUCGCGUUGUCAAGCCAAGGCUCCUCGUCCACUGACGGAUGAAGAUUACACUGCCGCUCACAAGUACAACUUUGACGUGAUUGGAAACGAGUUGACACCGAGCGCCAAGUAUGAUUUCAAGUUCAAGGACUACGCUCCUUGGGUAUUCCGAAGCCUGAGAGAAGACAGUUUCAAUAUCGAUCCGGCCGAUUAUCUACUGAGUUUGACGAGCAAAUACAUUCUCUCUGAGCUUGGCUCGCCCGGAAAGUCUGGAAGCUUCUUCUACUACUCGCGGGACUAUCGCUUCAUUAUCAAGACUAUCCGAGCCAUCGAACACAAAUGGCUGCGUAGAGUCCUAAAGGACUACUAUCGACACGUCAAGGACAAUCCACACACCCUCAUCUCUCGCUUCUACGGAUUGCAUCGUGUCAAGCUUCCACGAGGAAAGAAGAUUCAUUUCGUCAUCAUGAACAAUCUCUUCCCUGCGCAUCGAGAUAUCCACGAGACAUAUGACCUGAAAGGAUCCACCGUUGGACGACAUCUGCCGGCUAGCAAGUUGGAAGAUAAUCCCGGAGCUGUGAUGAAGGAUAUGAACUGGAUUGAGAGAGGGCGCGUGCUGGAGUUUGGUCCCUAUAAGCGUGCGCUUCUCACUGAGCAACUUCGAAGAGACGUCGAGUUCCUCAAGUCUAUUGGUGUCAUGGAUUACUCGUUACUCGUCGGUUUACACAGUGUAAAGCGAGGAAACAAGGAGAACAUCCGUAGCAACACACUCAAAGUGUUCAAGCCUGAUAUCAAGGACGUUCCGGAUAUGGAUGCGCCGAUUGGCGCUCGAAAAUGGAUAGGCAUCAAGCAUGCCAUGGAAGUUCGUCGCGCCAUCUUGGUUGCCCAGAGACAACACCAAACCACAAUUGGCGCAUCUACCUCAGCCACGGGAGAAAACGCCUCCGCAACUCCGCAACGAGUCCGCAAAGUUUCAGCCGGUGGAAGGUCACUGAAACCGUCACCGUUACACACGCUCGAAUCGUCCAAUUUGCCCGAGGAGGAUCCUUUACCUUCGGAUCGUAGCGGGUUCAUCUUUUAUAGUGACGAUGGUGGGUACCGUGCCACGGACGAUCUUGAUCGAGAGUGGCGAGGUGGACUAGGUGGUCGGGUGGUCGUCGAUGGAAAGAUUCAAGAUGCGACCGAAGUUGAGAGUGACGGUAAUGGCGUCGUCUACUAUCUCGGCAUCAUUGAUAUCCUUACUCGAUGGACCCUGACUAAACGGAUGGAACAUAUCUACAAGGGACUCAAAGCCAACAAGCACAAGAUUAGUCCCGUGAAUCCAAUAGAGUACGGAGAGCGUUUCUUCGCCUUCCUACAGGCCGUUAUGCGCGGUGGAGAAGGCGGAGAACGGUUCGUCUGA
This is a messenger RNA of Serendipita indica DSM 11827, 2823 nucleotides long. The record is from the annotation of a GenBank genome assembly. NCBI's taxonomy places the organism in Eukaryota, Fungi, Basidiomycota, Agaricomycetes, Sebacinales, Serendipitaceae.